AUGCCGGUUAUACCAAACGAUAGUAGCAACGGGGGAGUAGAUUGGGGUCAUCUGGGCACCGAGGCCGACGGCCAUGAUGGGUCGACUUUAGGAAACUGGAGCUCGCUCAUCGGAAUCGUGACAGCCAUCGUGGGAAAUAUGCUGAUUGCUCUGGCGCUGAACGUACAACGGUACUCCCACAUUCAGCUACAUCGGCGGCGGGUGGAGGCGCGUGGCAAAGCGAGGGAGGCUAUGAAAAGAGUACAGGAGGGCCGUCGCGACGGCUAUGGCACAGCAGAUACGCCUGAGGCCGAACUGCCGGGAACUGGAGGAGACGAUACCGAUGCCAUGGAAACGCAUCCCCUUGCCCGAUCUUUCCAGUCCGGCGACUCAGGGUGGUCAGAACGUUCAGGCGACGAUUCCAAGGUUACGUCGACCUACCUGAAGUCGCCGUCGUGGUGGUUGGGCCAGGUAUUGAUGACGGUUGGUGAGAUGGGCAACUUCUUGGCAUACGGCUUUGCGCCAGCUUCGAUUGUAUCGCCCCUGGGAGUUGUGGCUCUGAUAUCGAAUUGUGUGAUCGCACCCCUUUUCUUCGGCGAAGUCUUUCGAAAGCGAGACUUCUGGGGCGUAGUCAUUGCCGUCGGAGGAGCUGUCACGGUAGUUCUCAGCGCCAAUACUGAGGAGACGAAGCUCAACCCGCACGAUGUUUGGGAUGCUAUAACGACUUUGGCCUUCGAGAUAUACCUCGGUGUCACCAUAUUCAUCAUUAUCGUCCUGAUGUGGGCAAGCCCCAGAUAUGGCAAUCGAACAAUAUUGAUAGACCUUGGUUUGGUGGGACUCUUUGGUGGCUACACAGCUUUGACCACCAAAGGUGUUUCUUCGAUGCUUUCUUCGACUCUAUUCGGAGCGUUCGCCACUCCUGUCACUUACGGGCUCAUCAUUGUCUUGCUCGCUACUGCAGUCAUGCAGGUUCGAUACGUGAACAAGGCGCUUCAGAGAUUCGAUUCAACUCAGGUUAUACCCAUUCAGUUUGUCAUAUUCACUCUAUCAGUAAUCAUUGGAAGCGCUAUUCUAUAUCGAGACUUCGAGCGUACAUCGACAGAGCAGGCUGCCAAGUUCGUCGGAGGUUGUCUUCUGACCUUCUUUGGGGUCUUCCUUAUCACCAGCGGCCGGCCGCGACAUGAUGAUGACGAUGAGCUGUCAGAUGACGACAACGUGGAGGAAACUAUCGGUCUCAGAGACCAGGAAGGCUCGGGCCCCUACAUCGACGUAGUAGAUGAACCCUCGGCAGCAUCGUCAAGGAGGUCAUCUCGAGCGUCUCGAGUCAAUUUCGCCGGUCUCAACCUCCUAACACCCCAAGGAGGAAGCGGUACGCCUUCCAGUCGGAGACAGGAUGCUUCGUCAAGGACAUCUCUUGCGAUCCCCGCAGAGUCCUCACCUCUACUCAAUAAUACGUCGCCCAAUAAAUCAGUCCACCCAGGGUUCGCACCCACGUUCUCUGCGGAUAGUGUCCAGACGAUCCAUUCGGCAUCCACGGUCGUUCCGGAGCCCAUGCAAUCUUCAAUCAACCUCCCGCAAUCGGGUGUAUCACCAGCUGCAGACCGGCCAGUGACGCCACGUCCAUCCCUUUCGAUGUCUCGUCCACACAGUCAUCAUUACUCAAAAUCAUUCAUCUCCCCGUCACCUCUGUCGUCGACCGUCAGUGCUGUGGUUGCUGACGCCCUCCGCAGAGGGGAGGAGGUCCCGACCGGACGACGACGAUCUGUUAAGCAUCCUAGGCCUAGCAUCCGGGCUAGUAUCUUUGCUCCCAAUGACGAUGAUGAAAGUAGUCCGGUCGCUGAACCGCUGAUUCGAUCAAUUAGCGACAGGGAGCCGGCUCCAAAUCAAGGCGAACCGCAUCCCAGCGAACGGAGGACUCUCCGUGGACGAACCCGCAGUCUAAGCCAUACACUAGGAGAUUUCUUCGGGCGGAAGAAGAAGAGGCGGGACUUCGACACAGAGGCAGGCGAAAGCCAUGAGGAUUCAACUAGCGACCCACCAGGUCCGCCACGGAUAGACAACGACAGCUGA
This is a messenger RNA of Anthostomella pinea, 2049 nucleotides long. The record is from the annotation of a GenBank genome assembly. Lineage: Eukaryota; Fungi; Ascomycota; Sordariomycetes; Xylariales; Xylariaceae.